This is a messenger RNA of Clarias gariepinus (North African catfish), 916 nucleotides long. RefSeq names its product endothelial cell surface expressed chemotaxis and apoptosis regulator (gene ecscr). The transcript has 7 exons. Lineage: Eukaryota; Metazoa; Chordata; Actinopteri; Siluriformes; Clariidae. The coding region runs from base 267 to 686 and encodes 139 amino acids. The record is from RefSeq and is a predicted model, not a curated record.
AUAGCAGUCUCUUGCUCAAACCAGGAUUGGGCACAAUUACACUCACACAAACAGUAAAUCACCAGGAUACAACCAUACUUUGCACCAUCUUAUUCCUCCUAUAAGCACAGGAAACAGUUUCUCAGGAGCUGCACAUUGUGGUGGGCUCGUUCACGUGUGCACACUUUAAAAACUAAACUCUAUUGUCUCUUUUAAUGCACAUCUAUGACUGGUGACCUUUAAUAGUCAGCAUUUUAUAGGAACACUGAAAGUCUGUGGAUUAAGCCAUGGGUCGGCUCUUAUCUCCUUUCAUUUUCCUCUGUGUGCCUGUGUCACUUGUUGUAGCUUCUACAGCGACCAGCAAAAUCUCAACUGAAAGUCCUGCAACUGCGAAAGCAGGUAAUGCUUCAAACACGACAGGCGAUGGGCUCACCACGUUGGCCUUCGGUGUGAUGAGCUUCAUUCUCAUUCUUAUUGUUGUUAUGGUAAUCUUGGUAACAGCCGUUAACUUCAGAGGACGGUGUCAUGAUACAAAAGAAGAGGGUGUCAAAAGCUAUGGCUCUGUGGUAUCCGAGGGCCAUAUAAGCAACAUCGGAGAGAGGGAAAGCAUCAUGCUAGUCUCCAUGAGAACAAUAAACACAGACACUGACACGGAUUCACUACGGAUCUCCUCCAUUUACAGUACAGCACUUGAUAAUGAAGAUUAGUAGAUCGGAAUCAGACUAGGACUUAUUUUGACGCUUCCUUUCAUUCUUUUUUUCAGCAACAACAGAUCAAAAUAUCAUUAGAAUAUUUUCGUACAGUUUGUCUUACAGUUGCAUUGUAUAGGCAAAAUUUCAAGAUUGCAAAGAAUAAGCUGAAUAUUUCCAAUUACCUCUGUUCCUGUGACUGCAUUUGUCUGGACUCAGAGAUCAAAGUAAAAGAUAAUAAAGCUGCA